UUCCUUGCGGCGCGUCAGUCAACUUUCAUCUAAGUAGCGUGUAGGAGCGGCGGGAGGCAGGCUGUGGUGCAGGAAGCGAUAUUCAUGGAAUGUGCUGGGGAGAGACGGCGCGGCGUUAGGCAAGGAAAAUGCGCGCCGCGUAGGGUUUGACUAGUUACAGGGAGCGCUCUCCGAAUAUCGUGAGGUAUCAGCUAAUUGCGCGCUGCCGAAAGAGCUAAUCAGGCAGCAUCAUAAAAUCUUAAUCAGGUGAAAAUGGCCCUUAGCAAUCUGACCUCAAAGGCUGUGCUGCUCUAUGAUGAAUGGAUCAAAGAUGCCGAUCCGAGAUUGGAAGGCUGGCCACUCAUGUCUUCACCUUUUCCAACAACCUUUAUCAUUGGAACCUACAUCUAUUUUGUCACUUCACUGGGACCCAAGCUCAUGGAAAAUAAAAAACCUUUUGAACUCAGGCAGAUAAUGGCAUUUUAUAACUUUAGUGUGGUAGUACUUUCCUUGUAUAUGACUUAUGAAUUUCUUAUGUCAGGUUGGGCAACUGGCUACUCAUUCCGAUGUGAUAUUGUUGACUACUCAAGGUCACCUACAGCCUUAAGAAUGGUACGAACUUGUUGGCUAUACUACUUCUCCAAGUUCAUUGAAUUAUUAGACACCAUAUUUUUUGUGCUGCGUAAGAAAAACAACCAAGUUACAUUCCUGCAUGUCUUUCAUCAUUCCAUCAUGCCAUGGACCUGGUGGUUUGGAGUCAAAUUUGCUGCAGGUGGCUUAGGAACAUUUCAUGCUCUGUUGAACUGCAUUGUACAUGUUAUCAUGUACACUUACUAUGGAAUCUGUUCUUUGGGACCAGCCUAUCAUAAAUACUUGUGGUGGAAGAAGUACAUGACGACUAUCCAGCUUGUUCAAUUUAUUAUGAUUACAGCUCAUAUAGGACAAAUCUAUAUCAUGGAUGAUUGUCCGUACCAGUAUCCAAUUUUCAUGUUUAUUAUUUGGCUAUAUGGCUCUAUGUUCUUAGUCUUGUUUCUCCACUUCUGGUACCAUGCCUACACAAAGGGACAGAGACUACCAAAGAUGACAAGAAAUGGCAUCAACAAAGAUCAGUGAAAAAAAACAAACAAACUCUUGCCUACAAAAAAAAGAAAAAAGUAUACGUCAAAGUAAAAACUUGCACUACUAGACAAUCAAGAUAAUAGGGUGCACACACUACACUCUGUAUAUUUUGUAUGUUUUCUUCCAAAGCAGACCUUGUAUUUUUGCCAUAAGUUAUUUGGUUUUCAAAAUUUGGGAGGUAAAAGAGAACAGUGUGGAUUUGGUUAAAAAUAAAUAAAUAGUGGGGGGAGGAGAAAGGCUUUUUUUUUUUUUUUUUUUUUUCCUGCAAGAAAUGAAUAGAUGGAUGAUAUCUAUCUAGAAGAUGCAGGAAAAUAAAGGUAUUUGAUGAGAAAAUUAAAAUGUGUAUGACAAGUACAAAGUACUUUGAACAUUAAGGGAAAAGUUACUUCACCUUAGUGGUUACAAGUUGCUGAGACACUUAGCUGCAUUUUGUUAAAGAAAUUGGUAAAUAUCAUCCUUGAACCUAAAGCAUAUUAUGAGUAUAGCUAAUACAUAAAAAUAUGCUCACAAGCUAUAUUACUUGGAAGAAAGGAAAGCUUAUUAAUCUGUUAAAAUAUGGCACUUAAUUUGAAAAGAGAUUUUUGGAUUCUUUUACAGAGAAUUCAUUUCAUGUAGGAAACUUGUACUCGUUUAAACAUUAUUCACGAUGUAAGAAAACUACUAAUACGGGGAUUAUCUAAACUGUCUUGCAGUGUAAUGAUCAAAACAAACUACUGAUUUAUUCACCGUAGUAUUAUCAUAUUCUUAUUAGUCACUGUGUCUAGGAAUAUAUUUUGAUAUAGGUAGGCUACACUGUGUAGGGAGGAGGGAAUCCUGUAAUCCAGUAAUAAAAAUCUUAGUCCACAAAUAAGUUUUAAAGAAACUGAUUUUUGAUUGAAGCUUGAAUGUCAGCAACCAUGAUUGUAAUAUGCUGUAUUUUCUCCCAUUCUCAUUAUCUAUAGAAAUACCUCCCUUGGAAGUCUUUCUGGCGUUUUAUUACUAUUUUUUGUUACUACUGUUUGUGCUUAACAUCUCAAGGUUAAAGUUUCUGUAUUAACAGGACUGGUUACCUUGUCUCUGUUCCCUCAGACUGGGAAAACAGACUGUGAGCCAUUUUCUGAAUUCCUGAGGGUAGGGCAGGCAGAGGUGGUAGGACAUGCCUUCAGUCCAGAUAUGGGAUUGACUGGUAUGGUGUUUUCCAUGACUAGGCAGGUUGUUAGGUCCACACGUACACAGAAAUUAAAGGACAUUCCUACUUGUAUUCAAGUUGCAUUUGUAGUGUGUGAGUUCAUUAAAGAAAUGGCUCAUGCAACAGGCCUGUAAAUGAGGAGAUGGAUAUGUUUAAAUUAGUGUUACCUUUCAAUGUACUGUUUUCUAUUAUGAUCACUGCUAACAAAAAAUAAGCUUGUGAUUUUUUUAAUUUGUUUUUGCUUUGUGCUGUAUCUGAUCUGUGGAGUUUUCAAAUACACAAAACAUUGGUGCAGGUUUUAAUUGCCUCCCUGUUGUACAAUUCCAAGAAAAUAAGUUUUGUAACCUAGAUACUUUUAUGGGGAUAGCAACAUUGAUGUACUGUUAAUGCGAAAAGAGUUUAUCUUGGACAUAUGUUGCAAAUAAUUUCUUACAAAAUUGCCUAUGAGUCUUCUUUAUAAAACAAAUAAAAAUAAUUUAUAUUUUA
This is a messenger RNA of Coturnix japonica (Japanese quail), 2752 nucleotides long. It is a transcript of the gene ELOVL7, whose product is annotated as ELOVL fatty acid elongase 7. The record is from RefSeq and is a predicted model, not a curated record. Gene Ontology annotation, molecular function: fatty acid elongase activity. Gene Ontology annotation, cellular component: endoplasmic reticulum; endoplasmic reticulum membrane. Lineage: Eukaryota; Metazoa; Chordata; Aves; Galliformes; Phasianidae. Gene Ontology annotation, biological process: very long-chain fatty acid biosynthetic process; fatty acid elongation, polyunsaturated fatty acid; sphingolipid biosynthetic process.